ACUAACAGUGCACAUUUUCCAAAUCUUCCUAAUCAAACACACCUGAUUCAACUCAUCAGUUCGUUAGUAGAAACUCCAAGACCAGAAAUAUAUGGUUCAGAUAAGGGAGACAUUCAAAAUGUGUACUGUUGGUGUUCCUCCAGGAACAGGGUUGGGAAACACCAUUCUACAGGGCCCUCAGAGGGUUUUUGUACAUGUGAGAGUUAUACCUUACGUCAAAGAGUAGUGUAUCUACAGUGUGAGCAUUUAUAAACCAAAGCCAAAGCAAACUUGUACCCAUAAUGUAACUGAGGACACUCUGACCUGUGCUGUAAGUAUAUUCAUGUAAGCUAUCAUUGUCUAGAAAAAAGUUCUUGCACCUUUGUUUUGUCUUAUACAUAUAACAGUUUUAUUGUGCUAUUUCACUUUUUAUUUCUGCCAGAUGGGGUCGGGCAGCAAUGACGGAACCUACCAAAAUGCAAACACAACAACAACAAUCACUGAGUUUGUUCUACGAGGUUUUCCUAGCCUCCCUCCUGAGUACUACGGAUGUGUGGGAGCUUUGUUUUUCAUCUUAUACCUUCUUCUUGCUACUGGGAAUAUUUUUAUCAUUGUCUUUGUGAUGUGUGAAAAAAGCAUUCAGAAACCAACAUACAUAAUCUUCUGUAACCUUGCAAUGGCAGAUCUUGCACUUGGAACGACAACCUACCCAAGAGUCAUUGCAAAGUACUGGAUGUCUGACAAAAUCAUAUCAUUCAACGCCUGCUUCGUGCAGAUGUAUUUUGUCCAUUUUCUUGGGGCUACAAAUUCAUUUCUCAUGGCACUGAUGGCUCUUGAUCGAUUCAUAGCUAUUUGCAAUCCUCUCAGAUAUCAUACCCUGAUUAAAAAUUCAACUAUUGCCAUUCUGUGUGCAUGUGUUUGGAUAGCAAACAUGCUGCAGUUAGUUGGAGUCACUCUCCUGGCCCUUAGUGUGAAUUACUGUGGGUCAAAUGUCAUACCUCAUUGCUACUGUGAUCAUGUUGCUUUAAGCAAACUGACAUGUGGAGAUGUAACUACCAUGAAAGUCACAAGUGCAGCUAUUGCAAUGUUUGUUCUGUGGGGUCCUUUAAGUUUCAUCUUAUUUUCUUACGUCUCUAUCAUUAUCUCUGUGUUGAGAAUCUCAAAUUCAGAAGGACGUUAUAAAGCAUUUUCCACGUGCACUCCACAGUUAGUGAUCAUAUGUCUGUAUUAUGUACCCAGAACUUUUGUGUAUUUGACACAUGUUGCUGGCUAUGAAUUUAAUACUGAUAUCCGCAUUGUGGUUUCCAUGAUGUAUAGUCUCUUCCCUGCUGUUGUUAACCCGUUUAUAUAUUGCUUCAGGACUAAAGAGAUCAAAGACGCAAUAAUUAAAAAAUUUAAGAUAAAACAGGUUGGAGUCAAUAGAAAAGUCAGUCUUGGUUAAAAAGAAUCUGGUCCAGUAUUGUUGCUUACUAUGUAUAUAUAUA
Molecule: messenger RNA, 1463 nt
Organism: Megalobrama amblycephala (Wuchang bream)
Lineage: Eukaryota; Metazoa; Chordata; Actinopteri; Cypriniformes; Xenocyprididae
Product: olfactory receptor 2AT4-like
Exons: 1
Coding region: 422-1420 (332 amino acids)
Biological process (GO): G protein-coupled receptor signaling pathway
Cellular component (GO): membrane
Molecular function (GO): olfactory receptor activity; G protein-coupled receptor activity
Source: RefSeq, a predicted model, not a curated record